GUAAUAACCCCCCACGGAAGCAGAAUAUGGGUCAUUCCAAAAAUGGCGGCGGUUUCUGGUAGUGUGAAGUGAAACUUUCCAAAUAUUGCUGAUAAAACAUAGCUAUUCUUUAAUCUAUUUGUAUGAUUCUCGUCGAGCAGAUAUUAAAGUAAUUAUUGUUGGACUACUGCUGUAUCUGACAUCAAGCAACACGGUCGAAUGAAGAUCGCGAACGGUGGGCUUUCCUCAAAGUUGACGCUGUCCUUGCAAAUCAAUGGACAAGCUUCAGGACCUCAGCCAAUCCGAGUUGGAGGAUUUGCUGGACAAUACAGAGCGGGUGGAGUCCAUGGCAUUGGAAUCUGAUGAGAUUCAGAACAUCCAGCUGGAGAGGGAGAUGGCACUGGCCUCCAACCGUAACCUGGCAGAACAGAACCUGGACAUGAAGCCUCGCCUGGAGAGACAGCGAGAACAUCUAGUGGAGAGAUACUCUGAACUGGAGGGAGUCAGAGAGACCUACAGACAACACUGUGACCAGAAAGAUGGCAUCAUGGGGCAGGUAUCACCAGAGGGGUUGUUCUCCAGACUCCAGACAGAGGGCGCCAGCACAGAGACUGAGUCAGAGAGUCUGGCAGAUGAGUUUCUGGACGGCCAGCUGUCUCUGGACUCGUUUCUUGACCGCUUCCUCUCCCUCCGCUCCCUCGCUCACAAAAGACGAGUGCGGAUAGAGAAACUGCAGGAGAUCCUGCGCCAGAAGGAGACCGCCGCCGGGGACGCCGGCUCCAUGACAUCACAAACAAGCGCCAAUCAGGACCCAGCGACAACACAGUCAUCGCCAUGGAAUCAUCCUCAUCAAGCUCCUCAGCAACAACAACCGCAGCAGAAUUCCAAUCCCAACAAUCACUCUAGCUUCCAAAACCCCUCUUCCCAAAAUGGCCCUGGCUCCGCCCUACCUUACACCCCUUACCCCGUCGCCCCUCCUAACCCGACAGCCACUUCCGCAGGACCAGGCCCGUCCAUUCCCCCAGGUCAAUUUCCUCCCUAUCCCAGCCCCGGCUCACCUUUCACCUCAGCGGCGAGCUACUCAGCCCGUCCCGCUUUCGGGCCUCCGGCCAAUGCCUGCCCGUACCCCACCCAGCCCACGUUCCCUGGCGUCCCCGGCUCAGGGUCUGCGUUCGGGCAGUACAGCGCCCCCUACCCUUCUGCGUACCCUUACGGCGGGAUUGAGGGGUAUAGCUACCCCACGGGCCCUGCUCUGCCCAACUCUCAGUCCCCCACAGGCAGGCCGUUGUACAGGCCCGGGUUUGGAGUGCCACAGCCCUACUCCUGAACCUUCCUCUGCUCUCACCUCGUCACUCCUCUCCCACCACACAUUCUCCAGUCUCUCCCUCAUUUUGCUUUCUCUCUCUCUCUCUCUGUCUCUUUCUCUCUCCCUUUCGCUCUCUCUCUCUUUCUUUCUCUCUCUCUCUCUCUCUCUCUCUCUCCCUCUUUCUCUCUCCCUCUUUCUCUCUCCCUCUUUCUCUCUCCCUCUUUCUCUCUCCCUCUUUCUCUCUCCCUCUUUCUCUCUUUCUUUCUUUCUUUUCUUUCUCUCUCUCUUCUCCUCCCCUCCUGUCAUUCUCAAGUGCAUAACUGUCUCAGGACCUCCCUCCCCUUGUGUUCCAAUGUGUUGUUAGAAACACUCUCCCAUUGGCUGUCGGGCCCCUUCACUCUCCCCUCUCUCUCCUCCUAUUGGCUGUCGGCCCUUUCACUCUUCUCCCUCCCUUUGUGGAAUACUGAGCCAAUCAACGAUACCUUGGCCACGUACGUUUCAGAUAGAAAUGGAGCUGACGUGACUCCUUAUUCUACAUGUCAGAGAGUCAUGUUCUACAUCAAAUAUAUCUACACAUGUAUUCCUUAUCGCUGGUUUCACCCCGUAGCACAAGUCCCUUGUGGCACUGUAUGGUAUACGCAUUGGAGUACAUUUGACUUGUUCUAACACCCAUAUCAUUCUACACCGAUGUCAGAUGACAUGUGUUGAUCAUAUUCGUUCGUACAUGAUGAUGUUAACUUAAUACCCACCCGAGCCAAAACGUUUUACAGGUGCAGUUCUGUUCAGGGAUUCUGUUGUCCUGUAAACUGUCUUUGUCGCUCUUCGUUCUGGUUAGGAAGUACAUAAGACAAUACUAAAGAAGGAAAAUCCCAUGAAAUCAUAACAACUCUAGGACUUGUCCAUGUAAUCGUAUUCAUUAUGAUCUAAAAGGCUAAACUGAUCCUAUAUCAGUACUCUUACUCUGAGCGGCUUUAUGAAUGCGGGCCCUGAUCAGUGGUCAUUUUGGAGACUUCAAUAACCCGAUCUUCUUUCUUAUUCACCUGGCUCUGCAUGUAUGAUGUUUGUUUCUAUGCCAAAUCUGGACAUCUUUACAGGUGUAGGAUCUUAGUUUGACCUGUUUCUCACAGCAGGAAAAUAAUCCUGCAGCAAAAUGACAUGUGGAUUAUAAUGGAGGUUUUUGUAGGGUUCGAUGAAUUGUCAAGGCAAAUAAAGUCUGAAAUGAAUAACUUAAGACACUUUUCCACCUUGAAUACACUAUAAGUUUGAAUUUUCUGCUGUGCAGGAAAUUCCCUGCAACAACAGGGUGAUCAAGUUAAGAUCCUACAUCUGCAUAUUCUACAAGUUUAGCUUCCAAGUCUUUUUUUUUUCUUGACAGGAUGUUUUGGUUGGUUGGUUUAGAUGUUUUGAUGCCUAUUGACAAUGACGUCAUUGUUUACAGAAUCAUAUCUGUAUUCUCUGUCGAGAAUCAUGCCUGUUUCUCUUCUCUCUGAUCUCUCCGUUUUCUCACUUCACACUCUGUUUUUUCAUCUCUUCCCCCACGAGGCUCCCUUGGCGUUAAACUCACCUCUCGUCUUUCUCACCUCACUCUCUAUUUCACCCUCUCUCCAUAAUCUGCCAGUCGACAUGAACUGAUGCUUGACAAUGAAUACAAUGAGGAAAUAGUUUAUUUCUGUAAGUUCACUUUCAAUGAGAAUAAUAUAAUGUGAUUUGUAUAAAUUAUUAAAGAGCUGUGAUCAAUAACAGGUGACAUGACAUUAAAACAAGGGAUUGAUAGAUUUGCACCCCAAAUGGAACCCUGUUUACUUAGGGCUCUGGUCAAAAGUAGUGCACUACAUAGGGAAGUGGGUGCCAUUUGGGACUCGUCUGCUUGCUUUGGCUCAGAAAGCACAAGAGGAGAGAGCUGUUACUGAGGGGGGGGUUCUACAGAGAUUCAUACCGCCUUCACGACGGCUCAUACAGCAUUCAUAGACGCAUCUUAAAGUCGUGAGCUCUUCAACCUUAAUCGGUGGUCUUAAACAGAGCAUUACUACAUUGGUUGUUAUCAUGCCCUAUGAAGGUGUUUACGAAGCUUCUGUUUAGUUGUUAUGUAGGGCUUCUUCAUCAGGUUAACUGGUUGGACUGACUGGUGACGUCUACGACCAGGGGGCAGUGUCUUAAUGGGAUUGUCACACUACAACUGUCCCAAAUAGCACCCUACCCCUUACAAAAAUGCACUACUUUUGACCAGAGCCCUAUGGGCAGAGAAUGGUGUUCCGUUUGGGAGACAAGCCUAACACUCCAUAUUUAAGGAAGAAAAGAUGAGUCAGAAAUUGGGUUUUAGAAGCCCAACGGAGAUACGCAGCAUAAAUAAGGGGGAAAUAAAAAUACAAGCUUGGAGCUUGUUUUAAGUUUCUUAUUUUUUUUGUGUGAAUAUUAAUUAAACACUGAACUUGAUCUAA
This is a messenger RNA of Oncorhynchus mykiss (rainbow trout), 3723 nucleotides long. RefSeq lists its product as uncharacterized. Lineage: Eukaryota; Metazoa; Chordata; Actinopteri; Salmoniformes; Salmonidae. Gene Ontology annotation, biological process: ubiquitin-dependent protein catabolic process via the multivesicular body sorting pathway; protein targeting to membrane; protein targeting to vacuole. Gene Ontology annotation, cellular component: ESCRT I complex. The record is from RefSeq and is a predicted model, not a curated record.